CAUGCCUUCCCGGUGUCCCUGCUCCCGGCUGCCGGUCUUCCUCUCCGCCCUGGCUCCCAAAGGCGGCUCCAAGCAGCAGUCCCCAAAGACCCCUCCUCCCAGCUUGUCGGCCAAGUUCUGUCAGGGCUGCUCUUCCGGGCCCCGUCCAUCGUGUCUGCCACCCCCUGUCUGGCUGAACUGGAGCCUAUGGCAUAUGGAUCUUCCUCAGGCCGCUCUUCUCUGCAGCGUGAUGGCAUCAGUGAGCACUGACUUGGUGGCCUUCGCCUCCGAGAACGUACAAGUUGUCCUCAAGCACAAGGUAGCACAGAAGAGGGAGGCUGCUGUUUCCGAAGAAUCAGCUCGAAAACUCUCUGAAGCUGAUGAUAGAAAGCUGAGAGAAUCGUGGGCAGAAGCUGCCGAUCACGGAGCCACAGCAUUCUCCAUCUUCUACACAGUCUGUCCCUGGCUUUGGCCACUGCUGCUUCCUUCUUCACACCGACGAGCUUCAGCCCCACAGCGGGCUGCAUUUUGUCGGUGA
Messenger RNA from Meriones unguiculatus (Mongolian gerbil), 517 nucleotides. RefSeq names its product translocon-associated protein subunit gamma-like. The transcript has a single exon. Gene Ontology annotation, cellular component: endoplasmic reticulum; membrane. The coding region runs from base 2 to 517 and encodes 171 amino acids. The record is from RefSeq and is a predicted model, not a curated record. NCBI's taxonomy places the organism in Eukaryota, Metazoa, Chordata, Mammalia, Rodentia, Muridae. Gene Ontology annotation, biological process: SRP-dependent cotranslational protein targeting to membrane.